Messenger RNA from Symbiodinium natans, 414 nucleotides. The record is from the annotation of a GenBank genome assembly. NCBI's taxonomy places the organism in Eukaryota, Dinophyceae, Suessiales, Symbiodiniaceae.
AUGGUUCCCUCCACCGACAUCCUGGAGCAGCAGCCAACGACCAGUCGCAUCUCAGCCGAUGUGGAGGCAGCCAAGCACCAGUUCGAGCGCUGCGAAAGCUCGGCCAGCACGGAAGUGACGUCAGAGAGGUUCCCGCGCUUCAGCUCUGACAGCUCCUGCGAGCCGGAGGAGCCAGAGGUGUCGCAGGCAGAGCGCAAGAAGCUCGAGCACGAGGAACAUGGUGACGAGAAGGCCGAGCUCUUCCGUGAGUUCCGCGCCACACCCGUCAUUGCCUUGCUUCUGCUGCUCUUCUUCGUGUGCUACAGCAAGCCAAUUGUGUUGCUGUGGCUGGCCACAUUGGCGGCCUUUGUGGUGGUCAUCCCAAAUGUCACCGUCAACCUCCACUUGAUGUUUGCCUCCCAGGAAGAUCUUUGA